Procambarus clarkii (red swamp crayfish) is the source of this 884-nucleotide messenger RNA. RefSeq lists its product as uncharacterized. The record is from RefSeq and is a predicted model, not a curated record. NCBI's taxonomy places the organism in Eukaryota, Metazoa, Arthropoda, Malacostraca, Decapoda, Cambaridae.
AAAAUGUUAUCAAACCCGACACGCGGCGGCCAUCUUGGCGUCCACAUCCCAAAGGAAGAGAGUUUAAACAGCUAAGCGUCACUCCUCCGUUAGCUUCACCAACAGCACCACCACCAAUCUCCACCACUGGCUGCAGGGCAACAAUGGGCAUCCAGUACAUAGACCAGACGGUGCAAAACGUCCUCAACAAGAGUGAGGCCAAGGUUAAUGACUUCAUUCAGAAUUUCAACGAAAUGCCAAAGCACGACCCGACCCUGGAGAGCGCGAAGGAGACGUUGCUGUGGCUGCAGAUGGCGUCUCUCCUCACCACCUUCCUCAUCGCCCUCACCGCCAUGAGGAUGCUCCGGCGCCAGGUGCACCACCAAAUGGGAGAGUGGGAGCACCACAGGACUGUGUUGGCCGCCCUCAAGAUGAGAACUUUGGUCAUCUCUGCGCGUCGGAACUUCGCCUAUGGUGGCGCCUAUCUCCCCAAGGCGUUGAUAGACUCGCCGAGGUCGUCCUUGUACUCGUCGCUGGAGAACGACUACGAGAACCCCGAUUACGUGGACAUGGUGAUGGACUUGAAGGGUGGGAAUCCACAGGACGCUCGCAGGCGUUCGGGCGCACCGCGCCGCUCCGGAUGCGACUCCCAGAUGUCGGACCCUUAUGAGGAGGUGCCUGUGGUACCUCAUAUCAGUGGUGGAGAUGGUACCCCUGAGGCCUGUGAGGAGAAGGUUGGCACCCCUGACCAACCUGGCGACAUAUAUUAGUACCAGGCUCGCUCUCUGUCUCUGUCUGUCUGUCUGUCUGUCUGUCUGUCUGUCUGUCUGUCUGUCUGUCUGUCUGUCUGUCUGUCUGUCUGUCUGUCUGUCUGUCUGUCUGUCUGUCUGUCUGUCUGUCUCUCU